Leptidea sinapis is the source of this 6571-nucleotide messenger RNA. Its product is annotated as homeobox protein PKNOX2-like. Gene Ontology annotation, molecular function: RNA polymerase II cis-regulatory region sequence-specific DNA binding; DNA-binding transcription factor activity, RNA polymerase II-specific. The coding region runs from base 308 to 1417 and encodes 369 amino acids. The transcript has 12 exons. Gene Ontology annotation, biological process: regulation of transcription by RNA polymerase II. The record is from RefSeq and is a predicted model, not a curated record. Lineage: Eukaryota; Metazoa; Arthropoda; Insecta; Lepidoptera; Pieridae.
GACAGCGGCGCGGUCGUCGACGCAGCGUCUGCUGUACUAUUUUUAUUUUGAUAGUGAAUCAUAUUUAACAGCGGCUUAAUUUAUUCACAUAUUGUGUCUGUUAUCAAAUAAUGUUUUAAUCUAGUGAUAAACUACUUGAUGAAUAAACAUAAAUGACAUUUGAGUAUUCCUAGUUUUCGGUGCUAACCUUUUUUUCUUAAUGUUUUUGAGAUGCAAGACGUGAUCGAUAUGUGCAAGAUGUACAGGUGAACUUCGCUACUCUGAUCGAACGUGUUAUUUUUCUGAUGCGGUGGAGAUAGGUGACGGAAUGCAGGGCGGCGCCGCGCCCUCGGCGGACGACGCCGGCGAUCAAGCACAGUUCGAAGCCGACAAGCGCGCAGUCUACAAACACCCUCUAUUUCCACUCUUGGCGCUCCUCUUAGAAAGAUGUGAACAGGCCACUGCUGGGGCUGAGUCUCCGGCCGCUGACGCCUUCGGGGCGGAUCUCCAGGCCUUUGUGCAGCACCAGAGAAGGGACAGGAGGCCUUUCCUGGUCGAUGACCCGGAGAUCGAUGGGCUGAUGAUUAAAAGUAUCCAGGUACUAAGGAUUCAUUUGCUGGAGUUGGAGAAAGUUCAGGAGCUAUGUCGCGACUUUUGCGGAAGGUAUAUAGCGUGUCUGAAGACGAAGAUGCAAAGUGAGAAUUUACUUAGGACGGACUAUACUGCAGGGGGCGUGGAAAGCAAUAAUAAUCUAUCUGGGACUAUGGACGACCACUCAAGUACAUCGAAUUCGCCACAAUAUCAGUCACCUCCAUCAGUUUCGUUGCCAGCGCCAGUAUAUCCGGUAUACCCGCCGCAUACCGAACUGCCAUUCCCUGCGCAUAGAGACCCACCAUCGCUCGUGGUGCAAGGUUCGACACCGAUAAGCCAGAUCGGAGCCGGCCUUUUGUCCAAUGAUUCGUUCACUGGUGCCAACUCCAAUAACUCGUGUUCUUCGGUAUCCGGCUCCCCACCACCGGAAGAAGAUGGAGAAGAAGGGGGCAAAAGAGGAGUGCUACCACGACACGCUACUCAGGUCAUGCGAGCCUGGCUAUUCCAACAUUUGGUGCACCCUUACCCAACGGAAGAGGAGAAACGCACAUUGGCGGCGCAGACAAGGCUCACCUUGUUACAGGUGAAUAACUGGUUCAUCAACGCUCGUCGACGUAUCUUGCAGCCGAUGCUCGACUGCUCGGAUAAACCUGGUGGUAAGAAAGUAAAAAACGGCUCGUCUAUAAGCAAGAGGUAUUGGCCCGACGCGUUAACAAACCCCCAGUAUACUUCCGGUCUACUUUCGUCAUCGGACGAUGAGGAGCAGGAAGGUGAACAGUCUGGUGAUGAGAACGAACAGAAUACGGAGACGAGUGAACACUUCCCGCCAAUACAGAGCAUGCAUUGAGAUAUGGCAAGCAGCAAAGCAAUGAAAUGAAACAAGACACUGUGUAUACCAUAGAUUUUAAGUCAAGUAACAUGUAUACGUACUUUAUACCUCACUAUUUUAGAUCAUUACGCAAUACAUGGACAUUUUGUUGUUCCAAAUAUUUGUGGGUAGACAGAAAUGUCGUUCUACCUUCAUUUUUGUGCAAUACCUUUGGUGUCGUCAACUUUAUCAUCGAUUUUGUAAUUUAAGUUUGCAAUUUGUUUUUGAUUGUUGGAAAACCUUUUACAACUCUUAAUAAUGUCCCCUUUUUAAUUGCAUUUUACAAUUACAUGAUUUGUGAUGAACAAUAAAGUGUCCAUUUAUAUAUUUACAUUUUUAAUGUUUUAAAAACAGUCAUAAUAUUGUAGAUAUUAUAUUUGAUGGCAACAUUGGCAAUACUACUACUAUUAUCACCUUAAAAGUGGUCUUAAAUUUUUAUCUACCAUAACCCAAUAAUAAACACCAGCGUUUCCCAUUUUCCGGGUCACGACCAUCAAAAUAAAAUAUUAGGUAGCGACAUUCCCGCCUUGUUUUUAAAAAAAGACCUUAGGAUUUUUUUAUAUGAAAAUAAGGGGCGAGACGAGCAGGACGUUCAGCUGAUGGUAUUGAUACGCUCUGCCCAUUACAAUGCAGCGUCGCUCAAGAUUAUUGGAAAUCCCAAAAAUUCUGAGCGGCAUUACAACUGCGCUCGUCUCCUUGACACAUAAGAUUUUAAGUCUCGUUUGCCCAGUAAUUUCACUAGCUACGACGCCCUUCAGACCGAAACACAGUAAUGCUCACACAUUACUGUUUAGUGGCAGAAAAAGGCGCCGUUAUGGUACCCAUAAUUUAUCCCGCAUCCUGUGCAAAGGAGCCUCCCACUGGAUAAAUCUGUCGUCAUUUUCUGCGAACUUGAAUGCUUUUGUAGAAAAUAAGCAGGAGUCCUACUAGUUUGCACUAAAAUUUAGUGGCUAAAGCGAUACCAAAUUAUAAUUUAUUAUACCUUAUGGAUGAUUAUUAUUUUACCUAAUGGAACCAGCUUGGGUUUAAAAGUAUAAAGUGGGUCUAGAAGUGGCAGUGUGAAAAUUACUGGACCACAGAACUUACAAGAACAGUCUUUGGGAGACACUUGUUAUACACUCAUAUAUAAUUGUAUUCCACAAUUUAUAAAAUUCUUAACUUUACAUCGUAGACACGCUUUCGGAACAUGUUCCAUAGUGACAAAAUAAAAGUUCUUAUUAUAAAAAGGGUUUUAUCACAUAACAGCGAUACAAUUCUAAAAUUUGAUUAAUGUAAUUUGACUCAUAUUUGUUUAAUUUGUAUGGUUAAUACCGUUUUAUGAAACUUAUUUAACAAGAAAGUAUGCACAUUUAUAAGGAUGCGACAAAGGCGAUGUAAAUACUACGUAAUAAGAGGCGGGAUUGCCUAAGUAAAAAUUGAAAUUUAGUUGUUAGUAUGAAACGUGCAGUGAGGCGAUUGGCGACGAAGUAAUUAUACUUUAUUCUACCGAGUAAGUUUGAAAGCGAAGAAAUGCUUAAAAAGUAGAGGAAUACUGCUAUCUCCGUUUUUUUAUAAGAUUAUAGCCGUCAAUCUAUCAAUGACUGCACGUUUCAUACAAUCGAGUGAAUCGCUUUUUUCUUAGAGAGUUUCGCUAGGCUGGGAUGCGACUGCUCAAAUUAAUAAAGCUCCUUAGUUGAGGCGAUUUAGUGGCUAAAUUUAUUUAUAAAAAAUAAAUCUUAGUAAUCAUGCUUUUUACCUUAACGUUACCUGCACGGUAGGAAUUGCCAGUGUUGCCAUACCAUCGCUUUAUUUGAUACAUUGUCGUGCUUUUUAUAAUGUGUUGUCAAUUUUUGAUCCGGUUGUGAGUAAUGUUUAGUUCUCUUUAAACAUGCGCCGACUGAAAUAAUAAUAGAACUAAGGAUAUUUUUUACAACAGACCUAGACAAUACCGUCCAUAGACAAAUCGUAUUUAUUUGUACAAAAUGUUUAUAUAUACUCAUUGAUUUAUUUAACGCAGCCAUAUUAGAUUUAGUGAUGACGUCACGGUCUUAGAUUUGGGUUGACAUUGGUAUAACGUGAUAGUGUCAUUAUUGUUAACUGUUGCCAUAUUUGACAUAAUGUCUUUCAAACGUAAAUUAAACCGAUUAAAAACUUUUAAAUAAAGUUACGUAUUCAAGAUAAGAUAUAUUCUUAUAUAAAUUAUUAAUUAUUCUUAGUUGUUUUUCUGUAAAUAAACUUAAUACAAAACUAAGGAAAAAAAAACAGUCGCAAUGAUUUUUAACGUGAUAGUUAAAUAAUUAAACGAACUCUGUGACGUUCAAAAUGGCGACCCACAUCUGCGAUCAGCUGACGACAACGAUUAAGUUAUACGAGAAUGUAUACCCGUAAUCAAAGUGUAUACGCGCGAGAAAGUUCUAAUUAGAUUUAAAUUUAUUGACAUGACAGUAUUCGAUAGGUAAUAAGUGUCACGUUUUAAUAUAGGGCGUUUUAAAAUAGGUACAGUAUUCUGUGUGUUGUCUGUGGUCUUGAGUGGCUGAAUGGUCAUGUGGUCAAAAAGUGAUAAAAAAAUCUAAUAUGUAAUUCUUUAUUCCGUUACUAUAUUGGAAGACUAAACGUUUUGAAUAUAGAACUGUUUGAAUUUAUUUUUAUUUUUGAAUAACGAGUACCACCGUUGUAUAUUUUAUAAUAUCGUACACGUCUUAAAAUAUGUAUCAAAAUGCGUAAGACUAUAGAGAUAUGGGCCUUAUUGCUAUUUAAAUAGCGGUGUCAUGAAAAAACGUUGUUUUAGCGCUCAUAAGGUUCUUUAUACGCUCUGAUGGCAAUGGCCUUAAGCUAUUCAUCCAUACUCAAAACCACAGACAACUAUAAAUAAAUAUCGAUUUGUUAUAUCCUCGUAUACGUUUUCGCUAUUAAAUUAAAACGCUUAGAUCUUCCAUUACUUCAAAUUGAACUGUAAUAUUAGUGUAAGAGAAGAUAUUUUUGUUAAUUAAUAUUUAUACGGCAUAAUUUUAUAGUUUUUACAAUGUUUGGUUGGUAUUCGUGAUAAGUUAUGCUGUGAAAAGACACGCUUUAGUUAUAUAGGGUGUAGUCGACUUAAUGAAUUUUGCUGAAAGAUUUUGCUGUGGCUAUUAUUAAAAGAAAAAAAAAGAAGAAAAAGAAAAGGCGUGGUUUUUUAAUGCUGGUCGAUAUCAAUGUGAUAGUGAAUGAUAUUAAAAACAUUUAUAUCCAGAUAAUUAAAAAAUAUAUUAUCGCUGAUAAAGGUAAACAAAUUGAAAAAAAAAUUAUGUAUGAAAUUAUUUUUUGACUAACAAAAAUGAAAUCAUGUGGCAGUUAAAAUUAUACAUUAAUUCAUAUUUUGGUUUAUUUUUAUGUUUUCUCAGCAUAUUUAUUUUUAAUAUCAUUGACUAUUGUACACAGUGUAGUAGAAGAAUAUGAAUAACAAGCAAUAUUUGUAUGAGAGAUGAUUUUAAACAAUUUAAAUGUACAUAAAAUGUGUACACGCUGUAUAAAGCAAAAGGUGAAUGACCGCAACGGGUGGAAUUGAAGUGUUUUUUUAAACAGUAAUGUCAAUGAAGAGUAUUAUUUAGCUUCAUAAUAAAAUCGGUGAAUAAAUACCAAAUAACAUUGAUACAAACUUUUACUACAGAAUGUGAUUUUAUUGUUGCCAUUGCUUUAGUGACAGUUUCAAAAUUGUGUUGCCAUAUUAAAUGAAUGUAUUUUAAACUAGGUUAUGUCAUAGUUAUACAACGGAACGGAUAUACGUAAAGAAUGUGAAAUAAAUUUUUAUAUAUUUAAAUUUGACUUCUAGUUAGGUGUAUAAUUGUAUUUUAACUAUUUUAAUCGUGUCUUAUUAUUGACACAAAAGUCCGUUUAGUAUACUAUAGGUGUAGCUUCUUUAGACAUUUUGAUAGAUUGUUAAUGUAUUAUAAAUCGCAUAAAGUUUUACUAGUCAAUACGCUAUGUACUUUUGUACGGAAACGACGCGCUGUUGUUGGAUUUGUCAAAUUAGCACUUAUUAAGAGGGAUAUACGGUGCGAUGUUGCUUGAGCGAGCGAUUAGGUCAAUGACCGUUGUCGGCGUUUGGGAAGUUUUGUAUUGGAUAAGUAUGUAUUGUAUGAUUGUUGUCUUUUUUAUAAUACGAUGAAAACUUAUUUUAAAUAUAAGUAAUCAUAAAAAGGUAAAUUUAAUUUAUCGAGGAUUUAAUAUAAUUUGAAGAUUCAUUUUAUUGAUAUACACCGGUGUUUAAGACUAACGAAAAAAUUGGUUGUCUGUGAAGUCGGUUUAUAGACGAUAACCUCACGUGAUAACGUCAUAAGAAAACACCUUUUUAUACAUUUUUAAGAGUCAUGAUAAUGUUUAGUUCAAAGUUGUAACAUAACAUACCGACCGAUGCUACUUUUUUUUAAAUAAUAAAAGAAUUAGUUGCGUCGGAAGCCGAACGCUUAGGUCGAUUGUGCCUCUCUAUAACUUGUUCGCUUAUUUCAUUCACAAUUUUAGGCGCCCGGUCUGCAUUUUAUAUUGUAUGUGAGUAUUAAUGUCAAUAAUUAUAGGUAGGAUUUUUGAAAUGUUUCAUGUAAGUCUGUUAUUUUACCCUGCGAAAACACUAUUCUAAUUAAUUAAAAAAAAAUGUGUGUGUACCAGAAUACACAGAUAAGAACUCAAACUUCUCUGCGACAUAUAAUUUUUGUGCUAUUUAACUUCACAGAAUUUGGGUAAGUAAAGCUUAAGAAACAAAAACGUAUUAAAUUAAAUGUAUUUUACUAUAUGACAUGCAUACAAAUAAGUCUUUUUAUUUUAUCACUUUUAAACUCAUAUAUCUCUACGUCACUAUACAGAACCUGAUAAAAAACAACAUGGCGCGUAACCGAAAGUCGUGACGACAUUGCUAUAAAAUUUCUCUCAUACGGCGAGAAGAAUCACUUCAAAAAAAUGUAUUUGAUAUUUUAAAACACUAGACAAUACAAAACAUACACAAUACUUUAAUCCUUGUCUGUGGUUUAUCUAUAGGGUUGUAUAGUUUAACAAUAAUGUGCGAUAGACGUAGACGAAUGUGAUACAAGAUCUUAUUAUUAAUGAUAGCCGUGCAAAAUUGACAAAUGUAGCGACAGUUUCCUCUUGUACAGAUUGCUGAAAAUAUAAUCGUUUUCGCAUGCC